AAUAUAUAUUCCAUUUCUUCUUUCUUUCCCACUACAUUUCUCUUUCUCUCUAAGGUCUAAGCUUUCAUGCUAAAAUCAUGAUCCAAGUCCUUUACAAGACUACUAUUCUCUUCUCGGCCAACAACAUAGCAAGUUAUGCGACAUGGACACUAAUGGCAUACCUUACAACUGUUUGGAAGCUGAAUUUAACAUAUGCAGCAGUAAUUAUGAAUGUUUUCAAAGGUUCAGUUCAGUUGAUGCCCAUUGCAAUGCAAUUCAUUAUUGAUACAUGUGGCAGUACUGGUCACUUUUUCAUGCUUCUCUUCACAUCCAUCUCAUACUCCAUUGGACUAGGCUUAUUGACCAUGUCUACGCCGACUGUUACCGGGACUUGCAGCCAGUACAAACCGGAAUGUAUCGGCGAAGAACAGAGAAAGCUUUUUUUCACAGCCUUGGCUCUUAUAGCUGUUGGAAUGUCGGGUUUUAAUGUCUCUGCACAAAAAUUUCAUUCCAUUCAAGUUGAUGGAGAGCGGUUGGCAAAUGCUUCUUAUGAUGUGAACUGUUGCUUCUGGAGUUGUGGCAUAUUAACAGUAUAUAUUAUUCCUGCCGUAUUGAUUUUGGUGAUUUCGUAUGUAAAGCCAUGGUGGCUCCAAUUUGGACUGGCUGCUGUAUUUAGUUUGUUCGCAACCGUUCUAUUUGCAACGGGCCUUUCUGAAUACGACGUGGUAGAAGAUCUUCGUCAGAAGGGGAGUCCUUUAACAGAUAUUUUCAGAGUAUUUGUAGCUUCUACAUUCAAGAUGUUCCACGAGUGUCCUGCAAAUCCUGAUGAGUUAUAUCAAGGGAAUACUGAUAGUACUACUGCAAGAUUGAUUCACACUCCUUUACUAAGAUAUUUUGACAAGGCUGCAAUUAUUCUGCCUACAACUAGUUUGACUGACCAACAAAGGAAGAAAUGGAGACUUUGUAGCGUUACAGAAGUAGAGGAAACGAAAAGGAUGAUUCAUUUGAUACCAACAUGCUUAUGUUUCAUUGUUUGUGGUGUUGUAUCUUCCGUAGGCGACACUUACUUCCUAGAACAAGCGACAACAUUGAACCCCAAGUUCUGGCAGUUGUCACUUCCUCUCAACUUCUUGAAACUCAUUUAUGAUAAUUGGCAGGGUAAGGAUGGCCUAUCAGAUGAAGAUAAAUUCCCAGGUCUUAGAGGUGUUGGAUUUGCUAGAUUUUCGGUGGCAGUGGUAGUAAGCAUAAUAUGUUGUUCAACCGCUGCAAUCGUGGAAUUUUAUCGACUAAGGGUGGUUAAGAGGAAUGGACUAAUAGACAAGCCAGAUGAGGUUGUUCCAAUGAGUAUGCUUUGGAUGAUUCCACAAUUUGUUCUUUUAGGAUAUCUUGACAGAAACACUGAGAGAGGCAGUUAUCUACUCUUGGAAGAUAUUAUUGGCCCCUCAAUGAAGAAGGGCUAUUUGGGACAUGUUGUUAGUGCUGUUUCCGGUGUUGGAAUUAUAGCAAGUUCUUUUUGUGUGUUUGUGGUUGAUAUGGUUACCAAGAAAGGAGGGAAGAUAAGUUGGUUCCAGGACAGUUUGAACAAGAGUCGACUUGACUAUUACUACUUGUUCUUAGCAUUUCUUUGUGCUGUCAAUUUUGGUUUCUUCCUCUUGAUGCAGAAAGUGUGCAAGUGUUGGGAAGCUCAACUUGAAGAAAUCAGAGAUAAUAUAGAUUAUGAUUCACAUACCAGCCUGGAAUCUCAAACGCUUAUAGAAGCUAGCAAUAAUGUUGAUGAUGAUCAGAUUCAGCAAUUUUCAGGAUGAUGUUAGUAAGUUAUGUGUUAACACGGAUGAAAACUAAAUGAUUCAUGCAAAUGGUAUAUAUGUUAUGUUUGAGAGUGUUUAAUUGUGUGAAAUUUAAAGAGUAUGAUAAAAUGCAUGGAGUGGACCUAUUGAAUAUUCUAUAGUUUGUUAUGUAUCUGGAAUUUGGCACAAUAGACUAGGACAUCCUUCAAAUAAUGUAAUUCAAUUGUACUUUGUUGAA
This is a messenger RNA of Impatiens glandulifera, 2004 nucleotides long. RefSeq names its product protein NRT1/ PTR FAMILY 5.5-like. Gene Ontology annotation, biological process: transmembrane transport. The record is from RefSeq and is a predicted model, not a curated record. The coding region runs from base 78 to 1784 and encodes 568 amino acids. Lineage: Eukaryota; Viridiplantae; Streptophyta; Magnoliopsida; Ericales; Balsaminaceae. The transcript has 4 exons. Gene Ontology annotation, molecular function: transmembrane transporter activity. Gene Ontology annotation, cellular component: membrane.